CCUCAGACAAGAGGGCCAGGGUGGCAGCAUAUACCUGACCUUGGCUCUGUGCAGUGUACCUGCUCUAGGACGCUUUCCCUGACUGUACAGCAGAGAAAAAAGAAAGUGUUUAGUGGAAGCAGACAGAUCCAGGUUCAGAGUUUGGGGGGCAGUCCCAGAAGUGAGUUAUGUGUGGGCAUUUUACAGGAGAGAGAGAUCCAUGAGUUAUGGCAUUCAGAGAAGGCUUCCUGGAGAAGGUACAGGUUGGGUGGAAUGUUAAGGGCAGUGGACUGAGACUUAGAAGACAUGAUUUUGAGUCCCUGCUCAUGAUGUGACCUUCGGUAAGUAAGUCAUUACCACUCAAGCCUCAGUUUCCCCACAUAUAAAAUAAAGAUAUUAGAUGAGAUAAUCUUUAAGGUUCCAUCAAUUUCUAAAUUCUGCAAAUCUGGAUUUUAGCAGGUUUGAAGGAUGGGUGGUUCAUUUAUACAUUGGAGAUGAGUGAUCUGAACGGAGGGCCCAGCUUGAGUAAAUAACCCAGCUCACAGAGCUGCCCCUCCAAACUGAGCCCAGAAACCUUCCUGGCCUUCCACAUCAGUGCCAUGGACAGAAUCACUAAGGACACCUACCGUGUCCAGUUUGCACUACCCGGGAACAGCCAGCUCAACCUGCGGCCCGGCCAGCACCUUAUCCUACGAGGGAUAGUAGAUGACUUAGAAAUUCAGAGAGCCUAUACGCCUAUCAGCCCUGCCAACGCAGAAGGAUACUUUGAAGUUUUAAUCAAGCAUGUGCCUGUCCCAAUGAAGUCUCCCUGUGUUUGCUCCCAGUGCUACCAGACUGGGCUGAUGUCCCGAUAUGUCGAGUCCUGGAGAGCAGGAGACACGGCUUUCUGGAGAGGACCUUUCGGAGGCUUUUCCUAUAAACCAAACCAGUACGGUGAGCUCCUCAUGCUGGCUUCGGGCACCGGCCUGGCCCCCAUGGUGCCCAUCCUACACAGCAUCACAGACAAUGCAGAUGAUGAGACUUUUGUCACCCUGGUCAGCUGCUUCAAGACUUUUGAGGGCAUCUACCUGAAAACCUUCCUCCAGGAGCAAGCCCGUUUCUGGAACGUUCGUACCUUCUUUGUACUUAGCCAGGAGAACUCCCUGGAGCAGCUUCCCUGGAGUUACCGAGAGAAGACCUGGUUCGGCCGCCUGACCCAGGACCUGAUUGAAGAGCUGGUUCGCUCCUGUCGGAGAGAGCCGUUUGCAUUGGUCUGUGGCUCAGCCGAGUUUACCAAAGAUAUGGCCAGGUAUUUGCUACACGCAGGCCUGGCUGAGGACUCCUACUUCCUCUUCUAGGCCUGGCCUGCUUUCCAAAGUCCAGGCCAGGGGCCUGCCAACAGGACACAGGAAGAGGCACAGACUGGAAUCAGAAGAUGUGGACAAAAGACCACCACUAACUUGCCAGGUGACUUUGGACAGGUGUCUUUGCCUCUUCACACCUCCAUCCCUCAUCUGCCCCAUGGAGUUACUGACUCCCUCAGACCGGAGUCCUGCUGCGCAGAGGGAAAACAGGGCUGCAGGAGUCUGGGGAGAGCAACCAGCCUGGAAAUGAGAGAGGACUGCACCAAGGAGUUGGCAGGAGAAGGGGCUGGAGGAGCUUCCCUGGUUCCUCAGGUCAGAGGGCUUGUGUGGGGCUCCUGUUGGACCCUGCCCUGUAAUGUCCAUUUCACAGCCUGUUUCCCCUAGAGACUGGGUACCCUUGUGUGGCCUCACUGCUGGCUCAGGUGAGGUGCUCACUAAGUGUUCAGGGAAUGACCACAGGAGUGGCUGAGAGAUUUCUGGAGGAGGAACUUGCCUUAGGUACCUCCAGUGCCAUGAGCCUGACACGAUGAAGGUCUUGGGUGCUGUGACCUGACCACGUUCUCAGAGGGAGGUGGGGCCUUGGAUUACCUCUGUUACAUAUUGGCCCUAGGCCUUUCCUGCCACAAACACAUCACUCUGAGUCUCUGUUCCUUGGCUCAAGAGCCCAGCCUAGAGUCCUUUUUCUAGCAAAAGAACCACAGACUCAAAUACCCCUCCCUCCUGCAGGCAGCCAGCUCAGCCCUCUCCUUCAGCUCUGGCACCCUGGCUACGGUUGCUAUGGAGAUCUAAAGAUAGAGCAGGAGUCAGGAGACCUGGGUCCUUCUCCCUGCUCUGCCCACUGAGUGGCUACUGAUUUGUGAUCCACCCACCCCCUCUACACCCCGCCUUCUCCAUCCUGCAUGAAGCAUGCCCUCUCCAGGGAGGCCAGCACUUCUGGGCAGCGCACUGCAGUUAAUGAAGUCUGCUUUUCGCAGCCUGGGCUCCAGUGUGCUGCACCAGCUCAGGCUGGCUAUAGGCAGUCAGUCCCAGAAUCAGAAUAUUAAGUCUUGGAAUCUCAGAGUGAGAGAACCAUAGAAUCAUAGACUUAGAAUUUUACGGUCAUAGAAUCACAGUCCUCAUUGUAUCAGAGAUGAUACGUUCAGGACUCCAGAGAGCAUCCAGUCUGCCAGAUUCAUUGUAUCAGUGAGGCUAAGUGACCUGCCCAAGGUAAAACAGUCCAUGGCAGGGCCAGCACUAGAAGUCAGGUCUCCUGAUGUCAGCUUUGUGCUCAGAGUUCUGUCUGCAUGAAUUUUAAACUAGGCUCCACAGGACACAAGGGUUCCUGGCAUAGCAGCUGUGAAGGGAUGGCCAGAUGGGACCUCCAGGUCCCUGCACCAACCAGAGCAGUUUUAUUUUUAUCCUAUUUAUAUCUUGGGGCUUGGAUUAAUUUUCAUUUGUGAAAAAGGGUUUACCUGUACCUCCCAAAAAGUUGCGACAAAUCUCUGCUGUUCCAUGUUCAGUAAAUAAUCAUGACAAGCAGUUGAGGGGAUGAUGCCAAAGGUUUCACACUAUUUCACAUGCAGAAUUCCAUGGUUAAAUAGAUGUGGGGAAUAUUGCAUAUGACCUUUGUCAAGAAUCAUGUACACAAGUAUAUUAAAAGCUCUGAAAAGUCCAA
Molecule: messenger RNA, 2976 nt
Organism: Pteropus alecto (black flying fox)
Lineage: Eukaryota; Metazoa; Chordata; Mammalia; Chiroptera; Pteropodidae
Gene: CYB5R5
Product: NADH-cytochrome b5 reductase-like
Exons: 6
Coding region: 579-1316 (245 amino acids)
Molecular function (GO): oxidoreductase activity
Source: RefSeq, a predicted model, not a curated record